CUUCCCGCUCUGCCUCUCUCCCUCUCUCACAACGCGCCCUCUCUUCCCAACGUCUUUGCUGCCUGAGAGCCACACGAAUCGCUGCAAACCGUGUUGCCUUGCCAUGAUAAGUAUAUAAGCUCAGGCUCCCUCCUUCCUUCCCGUCGUCGAUGGUUCUGCCCUCUCUGUUCCUUUCAGGCGACUCGUCAUUCUGCCUUUCGUUUCACUCAUCGACGGCAUUCAACUCCAUCCCAUCACAUCAACAUGUUUAGAUCAAACAGCACUCGCAACCCAAGCUUCUCGAAGCGGGUAGACAAAUCGUCAAAGAAACAGCGCUCUUCGUUCCAGACGCCGUCCAAAUCUAGACGUCUUGAGCAUGCUGCCUCAGCCAUGGAAUCCGUCGUUCACACAAGCCCGGCUCAGCAGACAUCACCUUCUCUGACCUCGCCCAUCGUCACAAUCUGCGUCGGCCGCGAGCAGCGUCUCUUCGCAGCUCACGAAGAUGUACUUUCUCACUCGCAUUACCUAUCGGCUCUUUGUCGAGCACAGUUUUACGAAUCACCGAAGCGCAUAGAUCUGCCCGAGGAAGAGCCAGAGAUCUUUUCCUGCGUGCUCGAGUACUUGUACAAGGGCGAUUACUAUCCUCGUCUUGAGUACGACAAGCGUCGGCAAUCGUGGCAGCUUGAGGAUGGAACGAGCCCCGACAGGCAGUCUUCGGUCGAAAGCACUGUGUUUCUGAACGGGCAUGGAGUGCAAGUACUGAAAGAUACCGCAGUCUACUGUCUGGCAGAGAAGUUUGGCCUCGCCGAGCUUCAACGCCUUGCUCUCCGGAAGCAAGGGCUGCAGUCUGGAAUCCAGUGCUCUACGAUCCUGACAAGCGCCCGAUACGCGUACGCCAACACGCCGGAACACGACUCAAAGCUGCGGGCACAUUACCUGGCACUGAUCAUCCGCUCGCGACACACAUUCAAGCGCAGUGGCACCAUGCAGCAAGAAAUGGAGCAAGGCGGGAAGCUCUUUUUCGACCUGUUCGUUGCAAUGACAAAUCACAUGGACGACCUCGUCAAAAGUCCACGCCAUUAGGCAACAGAUUGCGUGUCUGCACAUGUCAGUCUCCACGACACGCCGCGCGUUUGAGGCCGCACAAUCUGUGCGUCCAUUUUACGACCCGUUCCGUUUGCUUUUUCUCUUCGCUCCUUGGUCAAACACGUUUUACCCCCCCCCCAAAAAAAGAUACCUCUCAUCUUGGAAACUCACAAUCUGGACCCAAGAGUUCCUGCUUAUCUCGCGUCCACUUCUAUGCGGGAGCUUUUGGUUCCUCCCCGCUCGGCUCUGUUCAUUCUAGAAUACCCUGCACAUUGUAAAUAUCAUCCUCAUGUUCUUCCCGUCUGACAGCUACUUCACGGCGUUAUCUACUGUCUACGAAGUCCUUCAAAGAUCAAUUUGAUGCUCAAAAAUGAGCUAGCUAUGUAUGUAUCAUUAUUAUAUGUCAAGGACACACAUUUCAUGCCUCCGGCUGGCGCGUGGGCGACCUGCUUUUGUGGGCAACGGCCUAAUAUUUGUACAGAGUGGAUUAUAGUUUUCUUUUUGGUAUUUGACUCUGGAAAGACGAGAAAAGUCGAUGGAAUCAGUGAGAAAGCGAAGUAAGGUAUCUUGGAGGAAGAAUACAUUUUUCUUCGGCUUCGGUGCGGUUCGACAGCUCUGUUAUUCUAGCCCAGACUGUAGUCCGGAAUCAACAUUUAAAAAAAAAAGUUCAC
This is a messenger RNA of Verruconis gallopava, 1736 nucleotides long. RefSeq lists its product as uncharacterized. NCBI's taxonomy places the organism in Eukaryota, Fungi, Ascomycota, Dothideomycetes, Venturiales, Sympoventuriaceae. The record is from RefSeq and is a predicted model, not a curated record. Bases 244 to 1062 code for a protein of 272 amino acids. Gene Ontology annotation, molecular function: protein binding. The transcript has 4 exons.